AUGGCUGAAGAUGACGCGGCGUCCGUGCGUGUGGCUGUGCGUAUCCGUCCGCUUAUCGGACGCGAGAAGGUUGAGCGCUGCGAUGAAUGCGUGUCCGUGCUGGAGGACGAGAACCAGAUCGUUAUGGGCAAGAACCGCGCCUUCACGUACGACUACGUGUUCGGCAAGUACGCGCAGCAGAGCGACAUUUGGCGCUGCGUGGAUCCGCUCAUCCGCGCCACGUUCGACGGGUACAACUCGACUAUCUUCGCCUACGGCCAGACAGGUUCGGGUAAGACCUUCACUAUGGGAAGCGGCAGCUCAGUGCACAUUCCGCCUGAGGAUUACGGUAUCAUCCCGCGUGUCAUCAGCUACAUGUUUGACAAGAUCGACACCAAAAUGCAGGAGAACGCGAACUAUAAAGCAGAGCUACGUAUCCGCUUCCUCGAAAUCUAUGGAGAGGAGAUCCACGACCUGCUCGUCACUCUUGGAGACUCGACAGGAGAAAGCAAAGUGAGUCUUCGUGAGGGUGAGAAUGGUGAAGUUCAGGUAACUGGAGCCUCAGAAGCCGAAGUCGUAGACGCAGUUGAGUGCAUGCGGCUACUGGAGCGAGGUACACUCUGUCGAACUACAGGCAGUACGCUCAUGAACGCGCAUUCCAGUCGCUCCCAUGCUAUUUUCACCGUCUCCAUGGUACAGCACGUCCCUAUUGGCGACCCUCCUGCUGACGGCAAACCUUUAGAUGAAGGAGACUACGAAACCAGAAGCUCGUACUUUAACUUUGUGGAUCUUGCAGGUUCCGAGCGUCAAAAGCGGACACAAGCGGAAGGCAAGCGAUUGAAAGAAGGCAUCGACAUUAACAAGGGCCUCCUUGCACUUGGCAAUGUAAUUAGUGCAUUAGGAGACGACAAGAAGCGCGGCAAAGUGCACGUCCCGUACCGUGACUCCAAGCUGACACGAAUGUUACAAGACUCUCUGGGGGGUAACAGUCGGACGCUGAUGCUUACGUGUGUGAGUCCUGCGGACGUCAACUUUGAAGAGACACUUAAUGCUCUUAAGUAUGCGAACCGAGCCAGGAACAUCCAGAACAAGCCUGUAGUCAACCGCGACGAGGCCUCAGCCUUGACGAUGGAGCUGCGUCGUCAGGUGCAAAUGUUGCAGAUGGAAGUGCAUCGUCUGCGCAAUCCUGGAUUAUCAGAAGGUGAACUCAAGAUGGCAACAGUGGGGACGGAUCUCAUUGGCAUGUCGAGCGACUUUGACUCAUUCGGGAACCUCCGGACUCGUGCUGAGAAUGCUGAGAACGAAGUGGCUCGCUUGACUGCCGAACUGAAGCGCGGUAAGACGCAACUUGACCAUUUAAAGGAAGAAAUGAUCGCAGCACAAGCAGAACGUGAUUAUCUGAGACUAUGUGUCGAUGAAAAUGGCGAUGGGAGCUCGAUGUCGCCGGAGGAACGAGAAUCCAAGUCCAAUGUGCUCAAAGAUCAGCUGCGAACCAUUUGUGACUUGCAAGAAAAGCUUCGAGCAGCUGAACGAGACCGUGACAGUGCUGUGAUGAACUUCCCGGGGUCUGUUAGUACCAGUAGUGGCUCAAGUGGCGCUCAACCAUCUACUCCAGUUCCUUUCGCGCUACCUUCUUUGGCUGAGGUUGAUACAAAGGUUGGAAAUGAGCUGCUUGAACGAGCAGAGAAGGAAAUCAAGAGGGAAACGGCUCUGUUGAACAAGUUGAAAGAAGGAGAGAGCGGCGAUGACGCUGGAGGCGACAGUGAAGGCAGUGGAGGUGACGGUGAAGGCUCUGCUGAUGGUAUGGAGGUGGAGGAGGAGAAUCAAGAAGAGGCCGAUCGUAUGCGUGUAUUCCAGCGCCGCCAGCGUCAUCUUGGCGAGUCAGUACAGGACUUGGCUCACGAUAUUUCUUUGAAGGAGCAGCUUGUGCAGAAUAUUCGUCAAGCUCAAGAAAACUACGACCGGAUGAAGAGCUUUUACGAGCAGAAGAUGGCGGAAAUGGUGGAAGAGGUGCGCGCUGCGCAGGUGGGGCGUGAUCAGCUCGUUGAUGAGAUCCAGCAGAUCGAGAAGAAGGCUGCUGCGGAAGGAGAUACGUCGGGUGGGAACGGACGUCUGGCCAAGUUAUCGCGAGACCUGAAGGUCAAGGAAGGAGAGCUUGACGCCUUGCGCAAGAAGCAAAACGACAUGAACCGCUUCAUGGCGCAGAAGAAGAAGAACGAGAUGCAACUGCGUGUUCUGAACUCGGAGAUCAGCAACAUGAAGCGACAGAAGGUGGAUCUCGUCAAGAAGAUGCAAGAAGAGCGCAAGCGCUACGAAGAGGAGGCCAAGCAACGACGUCGUGAGAUUAUGAGUCUAAAGCGAAGUCAGCAGCGUGAUAAGCAGCAAAUUCUGCGAUUGGGAUCGCAGAAACUUGCGCAGGAACGAGUACUUAAACGGAAGAUGGAGGAGGUCACGGCAGCCAAGCAACGACUCAAACAGCAGCAACAAUUGACUGCUCAAGCGAGGAAAAUGAACGCUUCCCACGGUCGUAAGAAGAACACUGCGACUCGUGCUGAUCGUGAUGCCAAGUGGCUGUCGGAAGAAGUGAAGAAACGCGCAGAGGAGCAGCAGAAACUGGAGCAAUUGCAGAAGGAGCGGGAGGCUGUGGCGAAGGAGAUGGAAGCGCUCUACGCUCAGCGAGACAAGCUGGAGAACGAGGUGAAGAACUCGAUUUCGUCUCAGACGAACAUUCGUGAUGUAUUAACGUCGCCUAUGGAGAGUUCUCCACCCAGUCGACGUCAUAGCGGUCGACAGCAAACGCUUAAUCCCGCUGAAGAGCAGUUGCUUUAUGACUUGGAAGAGCGCAUUGAGGCUUGUCAAGCCCAACUGGAGUACAAAGAAGAGAAGAUCUCAGAGAUCUCGGACGAUGUACAGGCGGUGGAUGAAGGCAAUGCGCUCGCCAAAAUCGAGAAGACGCAGUCGCUGCCGGAAGCUCGGACGCUUCUGAAAAUGCUCUUCGGUAUGGCAGUGGAUGUGAAGAAGCAGGAUCAACGGAAGGAGCAGGAGCUUGCCAAGCAGCAAGUGGAAAUGACGGAGCUGGUUCGUCACCUGGAGCAAGAACGAGAGAAAACGAUGCAGAUCAAGCAGAGCUACGAGGAAUCGUUACAGCGGGUGGUGAACGGUGGCGCAAGUCCCGACGAUCCGGAGCCUGCAGACGAGACGAUGGAUGAGCGUAGCCGCAUCUUGUUGUCUGUGUCUGAAGAGCGAAAUUCCGUGUUACGGAAGAGAUGCGAGGAGCUGGAGAUGAUGUCUCGUGCGACGGACGAGGAGAAGCAAUUAUUUAGAGACCGGCUGGAACAGGAACAUCAGGAUCUUGUUGCAAGCAGAGAACGUGUGCGAUAUCUGGAAACGAAGUUGAAGAAGCUCAGUGCUGUGGCUGUAGGUGCUACCGUGACACCAGGACGCACGCGGGUCCCAGUAGCAUCAUCUUCAAGAAGCAAGUUCGCCGCCAUUUCGAGUCAAGUGCAGUCAGGGCCGGCUUCCUGGGCGAACGAGCUGGACGAUGAUGAAGAUAUGGGCACAGACGAACAGGAGGAUGACCACGAUGGCUGCGAAGAUGUCCCUAUGCGUAGCGAUGACGACGACAACCGAACCUCUCGCUCAGGACAAGAUCGUCGUCGGUUUAAGAUGGAGCUGGACAUUGUUGGCAACUCGGAGUUUGGCUCACAAAAGGGUCGUAACUCUGGUCGACGUGGGAAGGACGACAACGACGAGGGAGCAUACGAUGCCACUAAAGAAGACUCGCCACAUGUGGGGAGCGAUGACUCUUCUUCGACCUCAAAGUCGAUUUUCUCGCGACUGUCCAACCCAACGAACUUCACUGGAAUUCACAAGAAUCGCGUGCGAGAGAGUGUGUCCAAGCGUGAGAUUCUGCAAAGCCGGUCGGAGCGGAACCGCUCGAGGCGAUUAAAGGACAAGGGACAGCUCAAACCGUCGCGGUUGGCCAGUACUCCUUCCGAGCAGUUUGUUGGCACCCCCGCUGGCUUCAAGAACCCUCCUUCCGUCAAGAGUAACUCAGUUUUGGAGGUGCUUGCCAACAUGAGACGAGAGAAUGAGUCGGAGCAGUAUGUGAGUUCUUCAGGCUUACGGCAGCCAAUGUCGUACGUCACGACAGACCGUCCGCGCGACUACAGUAGUGAUGACAAUGAGCUGAUGGGUCCUGGUAGCGACGGCUUCACUACGAUGCCCCCGCCAGCCCCAGUUGGCGAUGUUUACUCACGUCUUGCUGGUCAAUACACGGCUUCAGCAAAGAGUAAGCGGCACCAUACGACGACUUCAACUCGUCAUGAGAAAGGAGAUGCUGAAGGAUUAGGGAAAACUGGAAUGAAGCUUGAAGAUGACGGGGGUGAAGAGGACAACUACGUCGGUAGCGAAGACGACUCCAGCUACGACCCACUUCUGGGCGAGAAGAACCUCUUUAUCAAGCAGGUUCACGAGGACUUUAGGGACCGUCUAGCUCAGCAAAACGCUGACACUGAAACCUAG
This is a messenger RNA of Phytophthora infestans T30-4, 4503 nucleotides long. RefSeq names its product kinesin-like protein. The transcript has a single exon. The record is from RefSeq and is a predicted model, not a curated record. Gene Ontology annotation, molecular function: microtubule motor activity; microtubule binding; ATP binding. NCBI's taxonomy places the organism in Eukaryota, Oomycota, Peronosporomycetes, Peronosporales, Peronosporaceae. Gene Ontology annotation, biological process: microtubule-based movement; mitotic spindle organization. Bases 1 to 4503 code for a protein of 1500 amino acids.